AUGCUGCCGGCUCUGCUUAUUCUGUCUUUCGUGCCAAUGGCAGCUGCUCUCGGAUCAGUCCAAGCUGUUGGUGUCAGGGGAGUUCUGAUAUGUCACGAUAAACCGGCUGCUGGUGUGCAAGUCAAGCUCUACGAUGAAGAUAAGCUGAGCCCCGACGAGUUUAUGGCAGGAGGAAAGACUGACAGCAGUGGUCAUUUCGAAAUCAGUGGACAUGCAAGCGAGUUCACAUCGAUAGAACCGAAACUCAACAUCUAUCACGACUGUGAUGACGGCAUCAUGGUCCUUAUAAGACGUAAUAAAUUCCUAGUGAGCCCCGACGAGUUUAUGGCAGGAGGAAAGACUGACAGCAGUGGUCAUUUCGAAAUCAGUGGACAUGCAAGCGAGUUCACAUCGAUAGAACCGAAACUCAACAUCUACCACGACUGUGAUGAUGGAAUCAAGCCCUGCCAACGUAAGCUCUCCAUCCACAUUCCAGGCGACUACAUAAGCAGUGGAGAGGUAGCAAAGAAAUUCUUCGACUUCGGCACUUUCCAACUGGCCGGCAAGUAUGCGGGUGAAACCCGAGAUUGUAUCCACAGAGUUUAG
Molecule: messenger RNA, 585 nt
Organism: Cooperia oncophora
Lineage: Eukaryota; Metazoa; Nematoda; Chromadorea; Rhabditida; Trichostrongylidae
Source: the annotation of a GenBank genome assembly